UCAGGACCGAGUCGAUAUCCGCGUUCCACCGUAAACUCAUCCCGAGUCUGAAGGCCUCGCUGAGGGAUCUUGAUGGGCAGGAGCCGCCUCCUGGCAUGGAAUGAGCACGAUACCCCCCGUUCUGCACCGCAGCGCGCGGGCAAUUACCCCCCAUGAGUUCCUGGACGCACUGCAGGCCACAUGCGUCCCGCGCUUCCCCCAAGUGCGGUCGCGCACUCACCGCCCGAUUGCUCUCGCCAUCAGCGGCGGUGUUGACUCGAUGGCUUUAGCCUAUCUCAGCUCCAAGAUUAGGCAUACAGACGAGUGGUUCAGGGUUGCCGACCACCCCGUCAGCAGCCCGUUUGGAAUCAUUGUCAACCACGACUUGCGCGAGGGCAGCGGCGCCGAGGCCGAAAAUGUUGCUGCCGCUCUCAGGAAGCUCGGCAUCAAAUCGCACGUCCUGAAGAUCAUGUGGAAAGAAGUGAUCCCGGAAGGCGUCAACCCCAACGACUUGCCCAACGUCGAGACGCUGGCCCGCUAUCUCCGCUACCGCCGGCUCGGUACCUUCUGCAAGAACGGCAAGAUGACCACCCUGCUGACCGCGCACCAUGAGGACGACCAGUACGAGACCGUCAUGAUGAGGCUGCUCUCCGGUCACGGCUUCCGCGGCCUUCAGGGAAUGCGCCCGGCAACUGACAUACCCGAGUGCUACGACCUCCACGGCGUCUAUCAGAGCGGCUUCAUCGAUGACCAGCGCCACGACAACCCAAUCUACAAGAUGGUGCCCGGCGACCGGGAAAGGAAGGUGUUGAAGAAGGGCCUGAGGAAUGAAGUCGAUCCCGCCGUCAUUGCCAAGGAGAUCGAGGCCGGCCUGAAAGCCGACAUCGCCACUGCGUACCUGGACGAAUACGACGACAUGUCCAGGGGGAGCAAGCGCGCCCCUCCCCCGGCCCCGCUGGAGUUUGAAAAUGGCGGCGUUAUGGUGUACCGGCCGCUGCUCGGAUUCAGCAAAGACCGUCUCAUCGCCACUUGCCUCGAGAACAACAUCCCCUGGUUCGAGGACCACACCAACAGUGAUCGGACACUCACCAUGAGGAACGCGGUUCGCUACAUGCACAAGAACCACAGGCUGCCCGCGGCGCUCCAGAAGCCCUCCAUCCUCCGACUUGCGGAGCGCUGUCGGGCGAGAGUCGCUUCGGCCGAGGCGGAGGCAGGCCGUUUCCUCGACCGCCUGGUGAUCCACGAGUUCUGGCCCAACACGGGCACCUUGGUCGCUACCCUCCCCCGUUUUCACUUCCCCAGCGUUCCCCGACUAUCCUCGGCGUCUCCGCCCGCCCGAGAGCGACGGAUCGCCCACUACCGCCACAUCGCCGCCCUCCUCCUACGCCGACUGAUCUCCAUGGUGACCCCCGAGCGCGAGCUGAGCCAACCAAGCCAGCUCUCCCACCUGGUAUCGAUGCUCUUCCCCUCCCUCUCGUCAUCCCCGCCCCCGGCCAAGCCGUACGUCAUCUGCUCCGUCCUCUUCACCCCCUUACCCGGCGACGGCGGCGCCGACAACAACAACAACAACAAUGACAACAACGCCGGGGGGAGGGAGAAGGAGAAGCAAAGACGACCCCGGCGCUGGCUCCUCGCCCGCGCACCACACCCUUCCAACACCCCGCGCCCCUCCGUGACGUUCCACGACCUCGCCUUCGGCAAGCGCCGCGGCAAGCCCGCCUCCGCCUGGAAGACGACCGGCUGGUCCGGCACCCGCCUCUUCGACGGCCGCUACUGGAUCCGCCUGCUGCACCGCCUGCCCUGCCGACUCCGCGUCGCGCCCCUGGAGCCCGAGCACCUCAAGCCGUUCCGGGACGCCCUCGACUGCGGGGGGGAAAAGGAGAAGAAGAGGGAGCUCAUGGCCAUGCUCGCGCGGUACGCGCCGGGAAAGACCAGGUGGACGCUCCCCGCCAUCUAUGCCACAGUCGACGUAAGGAGGCUGCUGGCGACCGGGGAGUGGUGGCCUGAAGAAUGCCGAGGCGGGGGCGGCGACAACGACGGGAAUGCGGCCGCAGUGAGUGAUGACGGCGGGGAAGAGGAGGGAGAGGCGGGGGCGGGGGAGGAGCAGGAGGAGGAUAUGGAGGAGAGAGAACUGGUGGAACGGAUACGGUCGCACCAGCUGAGCGGCGUGCGCCUGAGCCAGUGGGAGUGGGAGCGCGAGCUGAAGAGCCGGGAGCAGCAGCACCUGCUGGCCCUGCCGACGCUGGGGAUCGGGCUGCCCGGGUUGGAGGACUGGUUGCGGUGGGACGUCAGAUAUAGGAAGGUCGAUCACGACCUGCUGAGGCUGAGCAAGCUCGGCGGGCGGAGGAUCGGGAGACGGGAGAUGAGGCAUCGCCUCAGGUGUCUCUAUCGGUGGGUGAGGCUGGGGAGGGCCAAAGAGGCUCCGAGACGGAGGAGGAUGGCUGAAUGAGUUCCCAUCCUCCCCACUCAGGCAACUGAAGGGAAGUACGGUUCAAAGGGGGGCGUGAUUGUUUGCUGCAAAUACUGCACCGUUU
Thermothelomyces thermophilus ATCC 42464 is the source of this 2513-nucleotide messenger RNA. RefSeq lists its product as uncharacterized. The transcript is spliced from 2 exons. The annotation marks the transcript as partial. The record is from RefSeq and is a predicted model, not a curated record. Gene Ontology annotation, biological process: tRNA processing. NCBI's taxonomy places the organism in Eukaryota, Fungi, Ascomycota, Sordariomycetes, Sordariales, Chaetomiaceae. Gene Ontology annotation, molecular function: ATP binding; ligase activity, forming carbon-nitrogen bonds.